CUGUGCCAAAAAUCCAUCGCUUGUUUGUCUGAGCAGUGUAUCCGAUCGAAUUUUAUGUCAUAAAAAAUCAUUUUGCUGUAUUGUUGAAAACUAUAUCUAGAUAAUAUUGGGUUGAUUUUAAGCUAAAGUAAUAUUUUAAUUACAAAUCGUAGGGGCUUAUAGCUUUUAUUAUAGUGUGAUUGAUAGAACAACUAUGGACAUCGACACGGGUGGCAGGAGAUCCCGCUCACGCAGCAAAUCUGCGGACUCAAAGAUGUCGCAUGACGGAUCGACGCACUCACGCCGAACUUCCCGCUCGAAAUCUCGCUCCAAAUCUCGCAGCCGUUCGCGUUCCCGUUCCAAAUCCUCCUCAAAGUCCAGAUCCAGGAGUGGAUCCCGUGCCUCCUCCCGUUCUAGGUCGGGCUCUCCUAAAUCAGCUCGAUCAGGAUCUCCAGCUAAAUCGCGGAGCAGCAGUCCAGCGAAAUCGAGGUCCAGGAGCGGUUCCCGGGCUCGCUCGCGAUCUAGAAGCGGUUCACGAGCGCGUUCCCGCUCUAGAAGUGGCUCUCCAGCCAAAUCGAGAUCCCGUAGCGGAUCUCCAGCAAAAUCCAGGUCCAGAAGUCGUUCCAAAAGUGGUUCUAGGUCACGAAGUGGCUCCAGAGCUAGAUCUGGCAGCGGUUCGCCCAGACGAUCUCGUUCCAAGUCCGGAAGUCGUUCUGUAGCAAAGUCAAAGUCUAAAAGUAAAUCCAGGUCGCGAAGUGGAACGCCUAAAUCUAAGUCUAGAUCGAGGAGCCGGUCUGGUUCGCCAGGGAAAAUGGAGAUAGAUGAGCAGAAGGCGAGGUCCCGAAGUGGGUCCAGAGCCAAGAGCGCGGGCAGCAAGAGGUCAAGGUCUAAAUCUGCAUCGAAAUCACCAGCUAGGUCUCGUGCCAGCCGGUCCCGUUCCCGAUCGGGAUCACGUCGUUCUAAAUCCAAAUCCAAAUCCCGCUCUAAAUCUCGUUCCAAAUCUCGUUCCAAAUCUCGUUCCAAAUCUCGCUCCAAAUCUCGUUCUAAGUCACGCUCUCGGUCUAAAUCGGCUGAAGGAGCUGGCAAAAGAAAAAGUCGCUCGCGUUCACGCUCGGGAUCACGUAAAUCCGCAUCUCGCGCUCGUUCCGGCUCUCGCUCGAAAUCCCGCUCUAAAUCUCGUUCUAAAUCCCGCUCUAAAUCUCGCUCGCGAUCUCGUUCAAAAUCCGGAUCACGUUCGAGAUCGCGCUCGGGUUCGCGUUCGAAGUCCCGCUCCAAGUCCGGCUCCAGAUCGAGAUCUCGUUCUGGUUCUGCUAAAUCAAAGUCUAGAUCCCGUUCCCGCUCAAAAUCUCGGUCAAGUUCGCGUUCCGGAUCGGUGUCUCCAUCUCGCAGAGCCAAGAAACGUCGCACAGUCCGCCUCGACUCAGACGACGAGGGCGAACCCAAGCGCGCCCGAGUCGAAGGGGAGGGAGAAGGAGAAGGGGAGGAUGCGCCAGGAGAGGAGGGGGGAGAGAGGCCAGAAGCCUCUCAGACUGCAAUCGAUGCUGAUUCAUCCGACGAUGACAUCGCACCGGAUUCUAAGAGCGCUGAAAUGUCCUCCGGCAUGUCCGACUUCGACAUAAUGUUGGCACGCAAGCGAGAGGAGAGACGCGGCAAGCGGCGGCGCAGAGACAUUACCAUCAUCAACGACAAUGAUGACCUCAUCGCGCAGCUUCUGCAGCAGAUGAGGGUUGCAGCCGACGAGGACCGGGACCUCAACAAGAGGAACCAACCUGCUGUUAGAAAGGUGUCGAUGCUGAAGCAGGCGAUGUCGCAGCUGAUCAAGAAGGACCUGCAGCUGGCCUUCCUGGAGCACAACGUGCUGAACGUGCUGUGCGACUGGCUCGCGCCCAUGCCCAACCGCGCCCUGCCCUGUCUGCUCAUACGCGAGAGCAUACUCAAGCUGCUCAUGGACUUCCCAGCAAUAGACAAGUCCCUGCUCAAACAGUCUGGCAUAGGAAAAGCGGUGAUGUACUUAUACAAGCACCCGAAGGAGACGAAGGCGAACCGCGAGAGGGCAGGACGACUCAUCUCGGAGUGGGCUAGACCUAUAUUCAACCUCUCCACUGAUUUUAAAGCGAUGACCCGCGAGGAGCGCCAGGCGCGGGACGAGGCCAUGGCGGGCUCCCGGCACAACAAGCCGCCGCCGCGGGACGAACACGCCGACAGUAAGGCGCGCCGGCCCGGGGACGCGGGCUGGGUGUCCCGCGCCAGAGUGCCGCUGCCCUCCAACAAGGACUACGUCUACCGACCCAAGUCCACCAGCGACGUCGACAUGUCGCGGCCUGCUAAAAAGAAAAUGACCCGAUAUGAGAAACACAUGAAGCGAUUCAUAGAUCAGAAACGGAUGAAGAGCGGGUCGCGGCGGGCCGUCGAAAUAUCCAUCGAGGGCCGCAAGAUGGCGUUAUAAUGUACCACAAAUGACCCAAUACUGUACAUUACCGGAAUUAACUCUCAAGCCGUCUCCAACGAGACGCGGCGGGUCGUGUUGAUUUUACUCAUGGUGGGUCAUUUUUGACCCCCAUAUAAUCGAUAUGGGUUGUGUUUGCAUCCCGAUUAUCGGUAGAUAAAUUGUGUCGGAUGUGAAUGCAAUAGCUGUGUAAGCUGGGUCAAUUUGGCCCACGGGUCAUUUUUGACCCAUUAUCUUGUAUAUAAGCGACAUAUUAUAUAAAUUGGAGAGCAAUAUUAGAAUCGCAAAAGCAUGUGCUACUUAAGAACACCUUUCGUCGUCAAUGUUUAAAAGUGGGUCAUGUCAACCAUAUGAUUUGGAGCGAAGUUUGGGCCUGUACGGACUGCUUUGUCUAUAUAAAGUAUCCAAGCAUUGUGUUCCGUUUAAAAUGACAGUAAUAAUUACUGAGCAUUGCAAGACUUAACUAUCUUAGAGGAAAGCAAUAGAGUGUCCUGGAAUGUUUUAUUCGGUUGUACUACUUUGAAUUUAUACUGUCAGGCGAGCUCUCUGCUCGUUUUAACCGACUUCAAAAAAGGAGGAUUCAAUUCGACUAUUUUUUUCCCACAAACAGGGCCCUUGCUACCGCCGUCUCAGUGAUAUGGGGCCCCCGAGCUUUAGAGGUUCCUCUUGACCCAUACCUAUAUUAGAGCGCCCAGAAAUUCGUACUGUCUUAAACUACUAAAAUUUUUAUAUAAGGCUCCUGUAUGGCAAACUACGCCACACAAUCUAAGCGACAUAACAAUAAAGACUGGCAACGGUUGCCGUAAUGUUAAGCAGAAGACGCUUAUGUGAUUGGUAUUUCAAGUCUUAUAAUUAGUAUGUAAGUACGAGAUUGAUAAAUAAACAAUACUUAUUAUUUUGUUGUACUA
Messenger RNA from Manduca sexta (tobacco hornworm), 3333 nucleotides. Its product is annotated as protein IWS1 homolog. The record is from RefSeq and is a predicted model, not a curated record. Bases 194 to 2425 code for a protein of 743 amino acids. Lineage: Eukaryota; Metazoa; Arthropoda; Insecta; Lepidoptera; Sphingidae. Gene Ontology annotation, cellular component: nucleus. Gene Ontology annotation, biological process: poly(A)+ mRNA export from nucleus. The transcript has 13 exons.